Molecule: messenger RNA, 3750 nt
Organism: Penicillium waksmanii
Lineage: Eukaryota; Fungi; Ascomycota; Eurotiomycetes; Eurotiales; Aspergillaceae
Exons: 9
Coding region: 1-3750 (1249 amino acids)
Biological process (GO): DNA-templated transcription; regulation of DNA-templated transcription
Molecular function (GO): DNA-binding transcription factor activity, RNA polymerase II-specific; DNA binding; zinc ion binding
Source: RefSeq, a predicted model, not a curated record
AUGAGUUACAGUCCCCACCCUCACCCGUCUGAUCCCAAAUAUGCUUUAGAGACCCUGGAAAGCCAAUUGGAACCAUUCAGCUGCGAUGAUGCCUUUCCUGGACUUGUGCAGCCGUCUCCGUCUGUGUUCCAGACCAACAUCGAUCCCAUUCCUGGCGGCGAGCCUCUGGGGCCCAACCCGGGCGAGCGACCUUUGAAUUCGAAAGUUCCCAUCCCCCGUUCUGUAUACACUGGUAACUAUACUGCCAGCAGCCGCGUCGGUAGAGCAUGCGAGAACUGCCGCAAGCAAAAGACCAAAUGCAGUGGUCACCGUCCCACCUGUCAACGUUGCCAGGAUUUUCACAUCUCGUGUUCCUACGGCGAUCGGAAAAGAGAAAAGAUGCUCCGCGAAAUCAAGGAUCUGACCGCGCAGGUUCAUAUUUACGAAGACUUGCUACAAGAACUGAACCCCCACCUGGAUUCCUCGUUGGCCCAGCGCGUUGACGAGACGCUUAGCGGCAAAUUAGUCAGAAAUGAUUCUGGUCAGGACCCAGAAUCAUUCGCAUCUCGCACGGGGAGGACGGAGGACUCUCUGGUCGCCGUAGCCCACGUCGAGGAGGACUUCAACCGCGAUCUAGCGUCGCAGGCGAUGGGCUUCGUGGGGGAACACUCGGAGAUGGCAUGGUUGUACAGACUCAAACGCGAUCUCGAUCAAGACAACAAAACCAUCGGAGACAGCCUUCCUCGACCUUCGAUAUCAUCCGUCAACUACUUCCAGGACACAACGAUAAUUACAAGCCUUGAAGAUGUCGACCUACUAGUCCGACCGCCCCAGGAGAUUGCGGACAGACUCCUUGAAGACUACUUCCAAUCUGUGCAUCCCGAGUUUCCCAUCAUUGGCAAGGAGGCCUUCAUGGGCCAAUACCGAUCCUUCUAUUCGAACAACAACGUGCGAGUCGGAAAGCGAUGGGUCGCUGUGCUGAAUCUGGUCUUGGCCGUCGCGGCGAGGCUUCCUGAGCUAGCCCAGAGACAACCGCAAGGAAACUUCACUGACCAUGUGGCAUACUUUGCCCGGGCAUGGCGGCUGAGCAUGGGCGAUAUUGCGUUGCUGAAUCAUCCAAGUCUGGAGCAGGUGCAGGUGGAAGGCCUAGCUGCUUUCUAUCUUCUGUCCACGGGUCAAGUGAAUCGGUCGUGGCGAAUCAUCGGGACCGCGAUGCGGUCAGCGGUGACCAUAGGCCUCAAUCUUCGUAUAGAGAGUGACGGCGUUACUUGUAUAUCACAAGAGACUCGGUACAGCGUUUGGUGGGCGUUGUUCAUAUUGGAUACUGUGCUGUGUGUGGUGGCUGGCCGACCACCAAGCACCGACGAGGUUUUCUGCACUACUCCCCUUCCACGUCUCCGCAGAGAAGAAGACUUUUGGGAGGAAGGAGUUACACAACUUAUCACCGACCAGGAAGCUCGGAAAUUUUUAUUGACAUCCUUACUCUCUAAUAACCUCAGGACCCCAGGGCCGAGCGAGGCUACGGCAGAACGCAGUCGCUCAACAAAAUGUGGAUCAAGCAAUGGGACCGAUCCGACUACUCAAGGAAUGACAAACGCUCACAUAUCAAAUACGUCCCUAUACCUCUUAUGCGCUGUAGACUUGGCGUCUCUGCUACGGGAAGCAAUCGAAACCCUAUACGCACCCGGGACCGCGCGGCGAUCCUGGCCAGAGAUGGAGGCGGCUAUCUUUACUUUUAACAGUAGUACUGACAAUUGGCUCUCCCGUCUUCCAGCAGAGUUUCACUUUGGGGCAUUAGAAAUACACCAAACUUUUAUCCGCCAACGCAUCAGCCUAGGCUUCCGCUUCUAUACCACUAACCCUGCCUCCGCCACCUCGCCCGCCAACCCCCCCGGUGCCACCUCCAGCACCGUGUGCGAUACCAUGGCAUCCAUGUGCGUGCAAGCCGCAUGCCAGAUGCUAGAUAUGCUACCCGAUGAGGCGGAUGUGAACUGGCUCUACGGGGUUUCACCCUGGUGGUGUGUCGUACACUAUAUGAUGCAGUCCACCACCGUCCUCCUGAUCGAGCUCUUUGCACAAGGUCAACGGGGAUCCACCGAGGCCACCGUCCUCGCUAAGAAGGUCGAGAAGGCCAUCCGCUGGUUGCGAGCGAUUUCUAUCAACCAUUCAUCCUCACGACGAGCCUGGCUUGUCUGUCCAAUGAGGGGUUCGAGCUCUUUUUCUGCUCACGCAGACGUCAAAAAUGCGACCUGUCUGGGAGGUAUAGACUGUACCAAAGAAGAUUUCGACUGCGACGAACGAGUGCAGGCCAUGGGCUAUGUGGGUGAGCAUUCAGAGAGAGUGUGGCUUUACAGACUCAUCCGUGACCUCGACUCGGGUAAAGUAACUCCCGAUGGAGGAAAUGUUGAGUCCUCUUCCAUAUCUUCUGUGAACUACUUUCAAGAUGAGUUGAAUAUCGCCCCCCUCGAGGAUACCGUACACUCAACAUUCCUACUUAUCGAGAAGACGACAUUCUUGAACCAAUACCGUUCUUUCUACUCGAACCGGAAUAUGCGACCCGGGAAACGAUGGUUGGCAAUUUUAAACCUUAUAAUGGCCAUUUCAGCGAGACAUUCGCUACUUGUGGACGAACGGUCUCUCGGGAAACAUGAUCAGCAUGAGGUGUACUUUUCGCGCUCAUGGUGGUUGGGCAUGAGCGGCAGUAUAUUGUCAGACGAUCUCAAUCUGCAGCAAGUGCAGAUCGAGGCUUUGACUGCCUUCUACCUCCUUUCGAUUGGUCAGGUCCAUCGGUCAUCGAGGCUUCUUGCGGUCGCAAUCCGAUCGGCUAUGGCGAUGGGACUCAACUGUAGCCAGAACGAUACUAUUGAGGCCUAUUCAGAGACUCGAUGCCGCGUAUGGUGGGCAUUAUUCAUGUUGGACACGGUCCUAUGCGUCAUUAUGGGCCAGCCGCCUUCAUCCCGGAAUACCCUUAUACCCUCUGUAUUUGCUGAGGAUCCCGCAGCCCAGGCGCGAGAGGACACAUUGGAUCACACAAAUCCAGCACAGUAUGGGUCGAACACAGAAGUGGCAGAUGAGCAAUCUACUCAUGUCCCAUCACUUACUCCUAUUCAUAGCAUGUCAUCGCUUUUAUACAUGGUGGACUUGUCAUUCCUUUUACGAGAGGCUAUUGAUACUCUGUACGCUCCCGGGACGGCGCGACGAUCGUGGCUUGAGAUUGAACUAGCGAUUUCAACUUUCAAUAACGAUGCCGACAGUUGGUUCUCACACCUGCCAGUUGAGUUCCAUGCCACAGAGUUAGCUGAAGCUCGGCCAUUUGUACUUCAACGCAUCGGCCUGGCUUUCCGUUUCUAUACCACCAAGUUAAUCAUCUUACAGCCUUGUCUUCGUCGUCUUACCCGGUUGCCACAACCCGGGUCUGUCUGCGAAACUUUGGCGACCACAUGUGUUCAAGUGGCGAUGCAAAUGAUCAACCUCUUGCCCGAGAAGGUAGACGUAGCCUGGCUAUACAGGGUCACUCCAUGGUGGUGUGUCCUCCACUAUAUCAUACAAUCGACCAGUGUUCUCCUGAUUGCGGUAUUCAAUCAAGAUCUGCUGAAUUCCCGUGUUACUAUCGGCAUCGGCAAGAAGGUCGAAAAGGCUAUCCGGUGGAUAGGUGAGAUGUCCACUAAGGAUUCGUCCUCGCGGCGGGCCUGGCUUUUUUGUAGGAAUCUUCUCUGUCGGCACGGGUCGAAGCUUGAAUAUGAGAUUGAUCUCGGGCUCCAGGAACCGUAG